GACCUGUGCAAUGUUGUGCACAAUUUUUCAAACAUCAUGACACUUAUUUGGAGUCUGUGGCUCAAAUGGUUUGAAAGCGGAAUAUUCGUUGAAUAUCCUAAUUGAAACGGUAUUAUUAUACCGUUUACCCUAUUAUUUAAUGUAACUGUUUCCCCACAUGUACUUAUCUAUUUCCAUUAUCAUUGGUGUGGAGUAAAAACCCCCACCCACAUGGGAUCGCCACCCGCUGAUAAAAACAGAGAAAUAAUGCGGAAGUAAAACUGGGAGCGGGUUUGUUUUGUUUGUUGCCACCAUUCUUUCCUCGUGGACGAAGCCAUACUAGCUGAAUACCCAACUCUCAGUCCACUGAAACAUGUCUAAACUUCAGUCGUUUCGUGUGUUUUUAAAUGAGCGUUUAACUGCGGCAGCUGUGGAGAUUUUCGGGGCAGUUGAAGAAACGGUAGCGGACUACCAGGAGGAGAAUGAUCGGUUACGGAGACUGCUGCGGAUCACACCGGAGAUAAAACUAUGUAACGUAGACUCCCUGCAGCUCUCUCUCGGUGUCUCUGAAGAGGAGGUUCUCCCUGAUCAGCAGCACUGUGAGCAGGAGUGGAGCCCCACUCUGGGGCAAGAGAACCCAGAACUUCCACAGAUUAAAGAGGAACAGGAGGAACUCAGGACCAGUCUGGAGGCUGAUAUCAUAGAGUUCAAAUUCAUUCCUUCCUGUGUGAAAAGUGAAUGUGAUAAGGACCCACUUCAGUCCUUGACUCUUCCCCAAACCCAGACUGUGGAGAACAGAGAGAGUGACCCUAAACAAGUGGAACUCACACCUUUUGUUACUGUGACCCACCUAAAGGGUCUCUACAUUCCCUGUGACCCUCAAGAUAAUCAAAACAAUACCUCCAGCCAAAGCUCAACCUUAAGCAGCGACCCAGCGGCACUUGACAGCAGCCCAUCGUUGGAUCCCAACCCGCCAUUGGAUCCCAGCCCGCCAUUGGAUCCCAGCCCGCCAUUGGAUCCCAGCCCGCCAUUGGAUUCCAGCCCGCCAUUGGAUUCCAGUCCGUCAUUGGAUUCCAGUCCGUCAUUGGAUCCAAGCCCAUCAUUGGAUCCAAACCAGUCAAUGGUGGAACACUGUUUCAAACCCAGCACCAUGUCUAGAAAAACUCACCACUGCCAUGACUGUGGCGAAAUGUUUGCAAUGAAAGCUGACCUGCAGAGGCAUGUGACUCUUUUAAAGAAGAGGCCCAGUGAAUGUCGCUUCUGCAAAAGAAACUACAACUCCACCUGUAAACUAAAGGCCCAUAUCCGACUCUGUCACAGUGGGAAACCCUACACCUGCCCUGUUUGUGGCAAGACCUUCAAACUCAAAGGGAAUCUGUCCAAGCACAUAAGGAUUCACACAGGAGUGGGAGAGAAACCAUUUAGCUGUGGAGACUGUGGGAAAAACUUCUAUCAGAAGGGGGACUUAAGUAGGCAUAUACGGACUCACACAGGAGAGAAAUUGUUUAUCUGUGGUGAUUGUGGGAAAAGCUUCAAUUUGAAAGGGAACCUUAGGAAGCAUAAACUGACUCACACAGGAGAGAAACCAUUUCUCUGUGAUGACUGUGGGAAAGGCUUCAGUCAGAAGGGGACCCUAAGGAAGCAUAAACUGACUCACACAGGAGAGAAACCAUUUAGCUGUGAAGACUGUGGGAAAAGCUUCAGUCAGAAGGGGACCCUAAAGAAGCAUAAACGGACUCACACAGGAGAGAAAUCAUUUAGCUGUGGAGACUGUGGGAAAAGCUUCAGUCAGAAGGGGACCCUAAGGAAGCAUAAACUGACUCACACAGGAGAGAAAUCAUUUAGCUGUGAUGACCGUGGGAGGGGAGGGGGGGUGAAUGAGCCAAGUGGAAGCUGGGGAUGAUUUGAUGGUGGAGAUGGUAUGAGGGCCAGAUUGGGAAUGUAGUCUCUCUUGCCCUCUUCCUGUGUGUGUAAGCGCAAACUGUUUUAAAUGCAUUAUUGUUUUUUCAGUCACAUUUCAAUAACAUUAUUUUAUAAUUGCUGUUCAUAACUGCCUUCUCUGGUUUAGUGCUUGCUGUCCCAUCAGUCCCAAGCAGCUGCCAUUAGUCACGUGUUACAAUGUGUUGUCUUUUAAUUCAGUUCAUGCAAGGAAUGAUCGUCCUAGAUCAGCCUAUUACUUAACACGUGGGAAAACAAUGAUAUAAUAUUGUUACGUUAUAAUUUGUAUGGAACUUGUAGUAUAACCCCACCCACAUCGGGGCGCUUUGUUAUGUUUAUGGACUAGCCACCCGCUGAUAAAAACAGAAUAAGACAAUACGGAAGAAACUGUGAGCAGAUUGUUUUGUUCUUGCCCACCAUUCUUUCCUCGUGGAUGUAAACAUACUAGCUGAAUACACAACUCUCCGUCGACAGAAACAUGUCUAAACUUCAGUCGUUUCGUGUGUUUUUAAAUGAGCGUUUAACCGCGGCAGCUGUGGAGAUUUUCGAGGCACUUGAGCAAACAGUAGCGGAGUACCACGAGGAGAAUGAUCGACUACGGAGACUGCUGCGGAUCACACCGGAAAUACAACUACGUAGAAUAGACUCCCUGCAGCUCUCUGUCUCUGAGGAGGAGGUUCUCCCUGAUCAGCAGCACUGUGAGCAGGAGUGGAGCCCCAGUCUGGGGCAGGAGAACCCAGUGCUUCCACAGAUUAAAGAGGAACAGGAGGAACUCAGGACCAGUCAGGAGGAAGAGCAGCUUCAAGGGCUGGAGGCUGAUUUCAAAUUCACUCCUUCCUGUGUGAAAAGUGAAUGUGAUCAGGAGGACCCACUUCAGCCCUUCACUUCUCCCCAAACCCAGACUGUGGAGAACAGAGAGAGUGAUCCUAAACAAGUGGAACUCACACCUUUUGUUACUGUGACCCACCUUAAGGGCCUCUACAUUCCCUGUGACCCUCCAGAUAAUCAGAACAAUGCCUCCAGACAAAUCUCAGCCGUAAGCAGCGACCCAGCAGCACUUGUGCAGCCGCCAUUGGAUCCAAAUCCAUCAGUGGUGGAACACUGUUUCAAACCCAGCACCACGUCUGGAAAAACAUUUGCAGAGAGAACUGACCUGCAGAGGCAUGUGACUCUCAUCAGGAAGAGACUCAGUGAAUGUCGCUUGUGCUUAAAACACUACAACUCCACCUGUAAACUGAAGGCCCAUGUCUGCCUCUGUCACAGUGGGAAACCCAACACCUGCCCUGUUUGUGGCAAGACCUUCAAUCUCAAAGUAGAUCUGUCCAAGCACAUGAGGAUUCACACAGGGGAGAAACGUUAUUGUUGUGGUGACUGUGGGAAGAGCUUUAGUCGCAAGUGGACCCUAGCCGCACAUAUACAGAUUCACACAGGAGAAAAACCAUUUAACUGUGCUGACUGCGGGAAAAGCUUCAAUUUGAAGGGGAAACUUAGGAAACAUACUCACACAUGAGAGAAAUAAUUUAGCUGUGGAGACUGUGGGAAAAGCUUCAAUCAGAAGGGGGCCCUAAUUAAGCAUAUACGAACUCACACAGGAGAGAAAUUAUUUAGCUGUGAUGAAUGUGGGAAAAGCUUCCAUUUAAAGGGGAACCUAAAGAAGCAUGAACUGACUCACACAGGAGAGAAAUCAUUUAGCUGUGGUGACUGUGGGAAAAGAUUCAAACGCAGGGAAAACUUAACUAUGCAUAUACUGACUCACACAGGAGAGAAACAAUUUAGCUGUGGUGACUGCGGGAAAAGCUUCUCCCAGAAGGGGAACCUUAGUAGGCACAUACUGACUCACACAGGGGAGAUGCCAUUUAGCUGUGUAGACUGUGGGAAAAGCUUCAGCCAGAAGGGGACCCUAACGGUGCAUAUACGGACUCACACAGGAGAGAAACCAUUUAGCUGUGUAGACUGUGGGGAAAGCUUCAGCCAGAAGGGGACCCUAACGGUGCAUAUACGGACUCACACAGGAGAGAAACCAUUUAGCUGUGUAGACUGUGGGGAAAGCUUCAGCCAGAAGGGGACCCUAACGAUGCAUAUACGGACUCACACAGGAGAGAAAUAAAUAAGCUGUGAUGUGUGCGGAGAAAGUGUCACUCGAAAGUCUAACUUACUGAUCCAUGUGGAAAACAGGAUGAAAACUGAAAGAAAACUGAACAUUUGUACAAAGACCUGUUUAGUCACAAGAUGAGAAUAAAAAGGCAGG
Messenger RNA from Oncorhynchus mykiss (rainbow trout), 4165 nucleotides. Lineage: Eukaryota; Metazoa; Chordata; Actinopteri; Salmoniformes; Salmonidae. The record is from RefSeq and is a predicted model, not a curated record.